ACUGCCUUCAUGUUUAGUCGCCCGGGGCGGUAAAUUCCUCUCCAAGGACGUUGUCCCCGUGCGUCUGCACACAGGUCCUCUCGUCACUCCAGAAGCUGCCUUGCUGCCAUGGGUGAUGGACCAGUACUCACCCGCUGGAGAAGUAUUCGACGGUGUAGCAGUGUGGGGGAUCUUGACAAGAUCGAUAAAUCAUGCCUCUUAAUAAAACGGAAGGACGGGACAAACGGAGAUGAAGAAGUCGUAACAUUAAACAAAUCCACUCCCAGAAACAAUUUUUUGCAGAGACCGAGAUGCAGGACCAUAUCUUUCUCCAACCGGCCGGUCAACACUUCGCGUCCAUUUCCCCGUCACUCAAAGAGUACCUGUUCCCAAAACCAAAAUGAACAAAGCGAAUCAGAUCCAGUUUUUGAGCAUCCUGCAAUUUGCAUUUCAAGAUCCGAUUUGGAGGAACUCAAAAAAUUUUCUUUGGAUAGGAAUGUGCCAAGAACUAAUAACCCUGUGAAGCCAUCACCAUUUCCUCGAUCAUAUGGGCCCAGUGAGCAGAUCAUGAAAGACAAACUUAAUCACACCAAUACCCAAAGAAAGCAGGGUGUUCAAAAUGGCUGGCUCAUGGACAAUGACCGUAUUUCGAGAAACGGAUCCAAUUCCUUUAGAGAAAAUGAAUCCAUGUCUUCAGGCAGGGUGACGAACUGUUCAGAAAGAGAGACCAAUCGCUGUGUUGAAACAGAUACAUGUAACAUGCCGGUGACGACGCUUUACCAACAACGUUGUUCUGAAAGAAAGUUGCACCCUAAUAAGCUUUUCAAGCCAACAUCACAAGAAAAAAGUUCCUUCAGAGGAAACACUGAUGUUCAUGAGAGAGACAGUUUCAGAACUGCUCCCGGUGUCUUUGUUCGUAAAGCGGAACCCAUCUCCAAAAGUGCUGAUUCGACAUUUUACAUUCCAGAAACUAUGGACACGGAUGAUGCGUAUUUAAUACCCGAGAAACACAGUUUGGUAAAUAUCGGAAACCACCAUGCACACUUUGUCAUCGGGGAGAGUUUGGGAACUACACUCCCUCCAUCUGAGACUGUGCCUAUGGUAAACGAAGAAGUUGAAGAGCCCAGCGUGAAGAUAAAAACAACACCAUAUGGAUUUAACCCAGAGUUAAAGAACAGUCUGGCGACAAUAUUGAGUGUGAUGUAUGCUACCCUCAUCGUGGUGAUUGGAUCUGUAAUGUCCAUGACGGAGUCUUUCCUCCAGACCAGCAGACCUUUAUCAUUUGAGCUCUUUUACAUUUUCAUCUACUCGGGGAGCAUUUGUUUCCUUCUUUUCGUAUAUAUUUUCCUUCUUCGGAAAAAAUCCGGGGAGAUUAUUAAUCGGGCAGUGCGCAGACUCAGUUUCCAUGAUAGCCAGCCCAUGGUCCGGCGUGUGGUUACCUUCUCCACUAUUGGCAACACUGGAGGAUUUUAUCUGCGACUGGGAGCCAUAGAAAUUAUUGGACUUCCAAUGAAAGGAAAAAGUGACAGACGAGCGGACAGAGAUAACGGGUUUGGGAUCGGUGGAAUGAUUCUGGAUGGACUAUACAUCGCGGAGAAGUUUGAGGACUAUGGAAACCCUCAUGCAUGUCAAGCGGAAGUCACUGCAGCGACAUAUAUAGUCAAACUAGUGUUUGCCUUCUCACAACUCUAUUUUGUGUUCAACAAUGCAGAGAUGAGGAUGUUAACUUACCAGAGCCUGGCUAAGUUCGGUCUGAUGCAUAUGACGGCCACUAAUAUAUGUGAAUGGUAUCGAACUGUGGUGGUCGAAACAUUAGAGACCCUGACCAAUACCGUGGAUGGCCAUCAAACACUCAAGAAUAGCACGGAGGACCAUAUGUACGAUUCCACCCUGUCGACCAAUCAAACUAACCAUACACGGUGUAUGAUGAGUAAACUGGUUGGAAACAUCAUCAAAGACACCAGUCACUAUCUCUACCCCUUUAAAAUUGAAUACAACCUUAUUUGUGCAGGCAUCUUAUAUGUGAUUUGGCGCCAUUUGGCCUACAACAGCGAUAUCAAACGUAUGCCUUUGAUUCGCUCAGAAAGUGUUGGGGACAAACGGAGGCGCCGUCUAACGGUGGAUUGUUCGAGUUCCAGUAAAGGGCUGUUUUUGGGAAUCUUGAUAUUCGUGACGGUGGUGAUUUCGCUGAAGUCUUUCUAUAGUCUGCUGGAAAUAGACCCUAAUAGUCUCGAUGGUCUAUAUGUUUCCCACCUCACCGAGAUAGGCCUCUAUACUAUGGCGAUGAUAAGUACAAUAGCAGCAGCAAUUCGUAUGAAAGAUUUAAAGUUCAAUACUUGGAAAAGAGCAAAGCUAGAAGAGAACCUGAUUGGUAUUUCUCAGCUUGGAUUGUUCAUGUAUGGCGUGUUUAGCCUUGUGGCAGCUAGCACUGAAUAUAAUACAGCACGGGGACUCUUCACCAUCAUCACUAACAGCCUCAUGAUGGUUCAAGCUACUCUGCAGACGAUCUUUCUGUUCACGGCAAUGCGCAUGUCAGCACAAUUGGAGCAAGGGGAUAAACCCGGACGAGAAUUCGUGACGUUUCUUUUGUUGUGUAACUUUUGUAUGUGGGUCGUAAACACGUUUGAGACCAUUAGACCGGAACACAAUGUGGUUCAGAUCGGCAUUUAUGGCGAAAAUGCGUGGGCUAUAUUUGUCCACAUUUCUAUACCACUUGCCAUUUUUUACAGAUUUCAUUCCACUGUAUGUUUGUCGCAAAUCUGGAAAUAUGCUUGGAAAGUUAAGGUGGAAGAUUUAAACCAAAUGAUGCCAGAAUGAUGUCAUACAUUGAAAUUUCAGUUUCUCAAACUCUACAACAUCGUGAAUUAAUCUGUUGCGUAUAAAUCACUGGAUUGGAAACGGUGUAAGAACUGUCUUUGUCAGGCCAAUAGAAAUCUUUUAUAUAUUUUUUUUCCAAAAUUUAGAGUUCGAGAAUUCAAAAUUAUUUGUGGCAAACACACAAGGUCGGUUCACACUUUGACCCACAAUAUCUGAUUAACUUCUAGGAAUUAGAAAAUUUAAAAACAAUGAAAAUAUGUAAAAAUUCAAAUGCUAUUCUAUUAAUACACUGUUUACAGAACCUUCCACAAAUCUGAAUAAUAGCAGUUAAAAUACAACUUUUAUAUGCUUUAUAUAGUAACAUAACCGACUUAAUCCACUUCACGUCCAAAGCGGAUUAAGUUUAACCCAAUAUACAGUCCACUCCGGAUAUAUUGAAAUUCGGGGGACCAACCUGCAUUGUUCAUUGUAUCCAAAGUUCAAUACAGUCGAUGUUAAACUAUGUAAGUAAUGUUAUUGGGGAUUUAUAUUGACUUGAUCUAAUAUAACAAAGAGUUCAAUAAAAACGACUUCAAGACAGGUGGAGUAGACUGUAAUAUAUAUUAUAUGGAAGCGGGUAAAGUGUAACUCGGAGUGAAAGCGAAGUGAAUAAUAACCCCCUACUACCUACUUAAUAAACAUGGCUUGCUUUGAAUAAUUGUCUGAAAAACAAGGCUUGCAGCGUCAAUUAUAUAAUCAACGAACAAAUGCAUUAUUGUUAUAUAUACUCUGUUUUUCUUCAUUUUGUAUUAAACAGUCAGAUAUUUGUA
Ostrea edulis (European flat oyster) is the source of this 3605-nucleotide messenger RNA. RefSeq names its product proton channel OtopLc-like. The coding region runs from base 109 to 2796 and encodes 895 amino acids. Gene Ontology annotation, biological process: proton transmembrane transport. The record is from RefSeq and is a predicted model, not a curated record. NCBI's taxonomy places the organism in Eukaryota, Metazoa, Mollusca, Bivalvia, Ostreida, Ostreidae. The transcript has 12 exons. Gene Ontology annotation, molecular function: proton channel activity. Gene Ontology annotation, cellular component: membrane.